CUAGAAUCUAGAAGUCGAACUAAAUCUGAUGUGGAACGCAGAGAUAAGAGAAUCACUAUAUAACUUUGUCACCUGGGCAGCGUUAUGAAAUCAAAGAUAAUUACACAGUUGGUGGUGGUUUUUUUUCUCUAGGAUCGAAAAUGAGGUUGUGGAGGUCCACUUUCAUUCUCGGCACAAUCCUGGUGUCCGUUAGCCUGGCCGUAGACAUCCCAUUGGCUAGUCACUGGGAUGGAGGUUUACAAGGAGAGGCCUGCUUUGACAUCACCGAGGAGUUGCAUUCUUGGAAUGUCAUCUUGACCUUCGACCACGCCAUUCAAAGUUUACAGACGUGGGUGGCUGAUGUUGUGGAGACUAAAGAUGACGGUAAAGUCUUUGUGCUGCAUAACAAAGAGUGGAACAAGGACGAACAUGUCGGAGAUCGCCUCUGUAUUUCUUUUAUGGGUACAGUGAACGGAGAUAUAAACCCUAAAGUGACGGGCACUAUACAAGCGGCAGGAGAUAGCAGUCACCCCCUCGUCACAGCUGCUCCAGGACAAACUCUGCCAACUACAACUGCAAAACCAUUUGUGUUACCUCCUGGGAACGGACCAACAGGUCAGCUCAAAGUGACCAACUCCUGGUCAGGGAACUUCGAAGGCUUCAUCGACAUACCCAUCACAGAAGAUGUUUUUGGCUGGGUAAUGAACAUUAGCUACGACAAGCCAGUCAGCGGAAUGACCAAUUUUCAGAUAGCAGAUGCAAUUUUCCAUUCGUCCGAUGGCUACAACUGGGCUGUAGUGAACAGACCAGAACACACAGCAUAUCAUGCAGGAGACACAGUACAUUUAAGAUUUACCGGAAGUUAUUCAGACUCUACUCCACCAUCGGGUCAAGCUAAAUUGUUUAACCUUGGGAAAGACACUUGGACCGUAGCUACUGCUCCUAACGCUGACAAAUCCAAGUAUAACUACAACGAUGUCUUGCAGAAGUCAAUCUUGUUCUAUGAAGCGCAGCGCUCUGGGAAACUUCCCACCAACAAGAGAAUUCCCUGGAGGUUUGACUCGGCUCUUGGAGACAAGGGAGAGGCGGGGGAGGACCUGACAGGAGGCUGGUAUGAUGCUGGUGACCACGUCAAGUUCAACUUCCCGAUGGCCUACUCGACCACAAUCUUAACAUGGAGCUACUUGCUCUACGCUGAUGCCUACGAGUCUGCUGGUCAGACUGACUACAUGCUAGACUGCAUCAAAUGGCCUCUGGACUACCUGUUGAAGUGUCACGUCAAACCAAACGAACUCUACAUCCAGGUAGGUGACGGUGGUCAGGAUCACGGCUAUUGGGGUCCACCAGAACUUAUGACCAUGCCCAGACCAGCUUUCAAGAUUACAACUUCCAAACCAGGCAGCGAAGUUGCGAUGGAGACGGCUGCUGCUUUUGCUGCAGGAUCUCUAGCAUUCAAAACAAAAGAUCCCACGUACUCUUCAACGCUGCUAGACCAUGCUAAACAGUUAUGGGACUUUGCUAUGAACUAUAGAGGGAAGUACAGUGAUUCUGUCAAUGCUGCUGCUGGAUAUUACAAUUCCAACAACAUCACAGACGAGCUUUGCUGGGGCUCUCUCUGGCUGUAUCAGGCGACUAACGACCCUAAAUAUCUGGCAGAUGCAGAGAAGUAUCUGGAUGACGAGCCGGCUUGGGGCAUGUCAUGGGAUGACAAGACUAUUGCCAACCAGGUCCUCCUGUACAAGCUGACAAAGAAAGAUCGAUACAAAACUGCAGUUGAAGGCUCCUAUAAGAUGUGGUUUCCUGGGGGUAGCAUUUCGUACACACCUAAAGGUCUUGCCUACAGACUGCAGUGGGGAUCCCUCAGAUACUCCUCCAACAUGGCUAUGGCUGCCCUCGUAGCUGCUGAUGCGGGCCUCCACCCCGAUGAGUACAGACACUGGGCCAUGUGCCAGAUACAUUACGCCCUGGGGGACACAGGAUUUAGUUACGUCAUUGGUUUUGGCGACAAAUAUCCACUAAGACCUCACCACAGGUCCAGCUCUUGCCCGAACCUCCCGUCUCCAUGUGGAACUCAAGUCAUGCCGCUGAAAGAGCCCAAUGUCCACAUUCUGUACGGUGCCCUAGUUGGUGGACCUGGUUCCAAUGACGACUACACUGAUGACCGCUCCAACUACGUCAACAAUGAAGUGGCCUGCGACUACAACGCGGGCUUCCAGGCAGCAGUGGCAGCAUUAAAGUCUUUGUGGCUGAGAUCGGAACAUCCUGAACAGAAAGGAAAUGCUCAAUGCCCGUUUUCCACUGGUUCAGGACAGACAGGAGGUGUAGUUGGGCGAUAGGUUUCAAGUCACACAUCGUGUUGUUGUUUAUAUAUUUAUAAAGUGAGCUGGUAAAUGGAAAUAUAUUAUCUCAGUAUAUAAAAGAAAAAGACUU
Molecule: messenger RNA, 2409 nt
Organism: Biomphalaria glabrata
Lineage: Eukaryota; Metazoa; Mollusca; Gastropoda; Planorbidae
Product: endoglucanase 4
Exons: 17
Coding region: 141-2315 (724 amino acids)
Biological process (GO): carbohydrate metabolic process
Molecular function (GO): polysaccharide binding; hydrolase activity, hydrolyzing O-glycosyl compounds
Source: RefSeq, a predicted model, not a curated record